Messenger RNA from Coccidioides immitis RS, 408 nucleotides. RefSeq lists its product as uncharacterized. NCBI's taxonomy places the organism in Eukaryota, Fungi, Ascomycota, Eurotiomycetes, Onygenales, Onygenaceae. The record is from RefSeq and is a predicted model, not a curated record. The transcript has 4 exons. Bases 1 to 408 code for a protein of 135 amino acids.
AUGGUGACGGCCAUUUCAGAGAAAUUCAUGUCUCAGUUCGAGUCAGACAACUCCGCAAUAAUUCAAGGUCAGCAGAGAUUGCAACCGACUGUGGAUCAAUCCACUCCAUGGUCCUUGGGAGCAUUGAACAUCUACAUGUAUUUGGCAUAUAAGCAUAUUCAACCAAAUAGGGGUUGUGGUAUGGGUAGAAAUACACCAUAUAAGCCAUAUCAUCACUACACACAAGCAGCACUGCCAGUCCACAGCAAUUUCCGUAUUGACAAGUACUUGGUUAAUGUGAUGGCGGAUAUGAUCCACCAGCGAAUCUGUAUCAGUCUUUGGCCUGAGGGCCUUAAAAUAUUCAACACAGGCAGCCUGAAGGGUGCCAAAUUUUAUAUCAGGAAGGUCAAGGGCAUGUCGGCCUCUUGA